CUGCGAUGCGAUCGGCCGUGUCCUGGACAGGCGGGAAGGACUGCGCGAUGGCGCUGUACGAGGCCAAGGCUGGCGGCCACGACAUUGCGCUUCUCGUGACCUUCGCGCCAGAGAACCCGAGCUUCCGCGCCCACCCGAUCCCGCUCAUGGAGGCGCAGGCGGCGGCCAUCGGGCUGCCCCAUAUCUUCCUCACGAUCCGCCCACCCGACUACGAUGGCAGCUACGAGGCCGCGCUGCGACGCCUGCAGAACGACCAUGGCAUCGAGUGUCUCGUCACGGGCGACAUUGACUUCAUUGGCACCAGCACCAGCAACUAUAUGAACGAUCGGUGCGCGGCCGUGGGCAUGGCGAUCCUCGCGCCGCUCUGGCAGCGGCCGCGGGAAGCGCUCAUGCACCUCGUUCUUGAGCGCGACUUUCACGUCGUGUUCUCGUGCGUCAAGGAAGCGUCGUUCCGAGAUGCUGCCGCGUGGCUCGGGCGACGCAUCACGCGCGAAGCACUGCGAGAUCUGUGCGCCCUGCACGCGUCCGACGGCGUCGACGUCUGCGGCGAGAACGGCGAGUACCACACCAUGGUGCUGCACGCACCCUACUUUUCUAGCCGCGUGUCGCUGCCCAGUACGUGUUUGAUCGAGUCGAAAGAUGGUCUCAGCUGUCUGCGCCUCGAGGCUGCGCCGACGCUACAGAAACUCGUUUAAGGUUCGUCGUGGAACCUGAGGCUGUAGCCCACGUACAGUGUGUCGCAUCUUGCGCGUUGACGUGAUGAAAGAGAGUUCGUUCGAUUGGGG
Molecule: messenger RNA, 785 nt
Organism: Saprolegnia parasitica CBS 223.65
Lineage: Eukaryota; Oomycota; Saprolegniomycetes; Saprolegniales; Saprolegniaceae
Exons: 1
Coding region: 6-695 (229 amino acids)
Biological process (GO): protein histidyl modification to diphthamide
Molecular function (GO): diphthine-ammonia ligase activity
Source: RefSeq, a predicted model, not a curated record